Molecule: messenger RNA, 3864 nt
Organism: Fusarium odoratissimum NRRL 54006
Lineage: Eukaryota; Fungi; Ascomycota; Sordariomycetes; Hypocreales; Nectriaceae
Exons: 6
Coding region: 2100-3173 (357 amino acids)
Biological process (GO): carbohydrate metabolic process; chitin catabolic process
Cellular component (GO): extracellular region
Molecular function (GO): chitin binding; chitinase activity
Source: RefSeq, a predicted model, not a curated record
UCUCACAUGUCGAACCAACACUUUGCUUUUUCGCUCUUCACUAACAAGUAUCUACGUCAGCCAUUGAUGUUUCCACACUAACCACCAGGUAUUACCUUUCGGGUAUCGUACAAUACUAGUCAGAAGGCACAACAGAUACGCCAAUGCAUUUCAACGAGGAUACGUCCAUACAUAAGCGUUUCUUGGCUCUAUUUCAGGUGCCAAGCAGUCAGGCUUGCAUAACCCGAUACUAUAUUGGGACAGAGUUCAUAUGCCACUCAACACCGUGUCUAGCAUCAGCAAUCGAUACCAUGGCUUAUUGUUAAUACAGAUAUGCCCCAAGCAAGUCUAGUCAAAGAACAUUCAGACAACCAGCCAUGUCGACGGGAUGCCUUCUGGUACUUUUCUCAGGUCGAUAGAAUUCAGCAGCCUAUGGGCACCUGAAGUUCCAGGGUCUAUGCUAUUAUGGCUCUACAAGUCGUUAAAUUCGACCAUCGUUGAAUUUUAGAGCACGGCUUCUGGAAACGGCGCUAACAUUCAUCCCCAUCCCGGAAGGACUCUGGUAGGCUAUCAACUCCAAAUCCCCAGACUGUCACUGUGCUUGCUAGCCCGUAGGUACCUUAGUCAAUGGCUUGUCUCAAUUUGACUUGCAACGGUACCUAUUCAUACACAUCCAUGUGAUGGCAGAUUCAGGCUGUUGCGCUUGCCUCAGCCUCGAAGCUGGGGAUUGAUGCAUUGGCAAGACUAAAACCAUUCGGAAUUGUCACUCGGAAUGAUUAAUUGUUAGAGAUGUGUUUGGCCCACUGAAUAUUGCGCCCAAAUCUCAUGGUCGUCCCCUGAUGGUUUUUAUUAUGGAACCAAUCUCACCAUCCGUGGUAGCGCGUUCCAAACGUCCGUCGACCUUCCAGAAGUUUGAUGGCAGGGCGAAUCCAUGGAGCCGCACGGUUGUUGAACACGCUUAUCGGGAAGUUGUGUUAUGACUCGGCGCUUCUUGUACAACCCUCGUCCAAAGAUGCUGUACCUGGGUUGUCCCGGUCGCCAAAAUGGGCGCUGCGACAUCAAGAACAAUGCUGCGUGCGUGCUUUCUGGCUGAGACUGUUUCAUCCCUUGGGCAAUGCUGCUUUUCAAGUAGAGCGACGAGCUCGCCUUGAUCCUGCAACGAGUGAUUGGAAGCCAAGCCCUGCUCAGCAUUGCCUUUUGUUUGCCCGAGGCAUAUGACACCUCGGAACGCAUCGCGGCUCAUCUUGAGAACAUGAUAACGCCUCGCUAUGCUGUUUUUAGGUAUUGGAGACGUGUCUCAUUUGCGGGCCUGUAUGCCAACGUGUUUCACCUUCGCAAAUCAUGGCAGGGCCAUUUAAUGGUUCGGAGAGGCCGCAACGUCAAUGCUUCAUUAUCGCCAAUUCCCUAGCAAAGAUGGAAGCUCAUCUCGUGGUUGGAAACAUCUACUGGAUGGCCCCAUCAACUCAGGGUCUUGUACGGACUGCGCUCGAAGAGGAAAAGAGUAUUCUCGCCCCGGAUCUCCGACUCCAUUCGAAGCUGGGUUGCCAAGCCAAGCAUCAAUCACUGGGCGUCAUUUCAUGAGGCACAGAUUACACCUUCUUAACAAGGCCCGAAUUGGCGUGGUCAAAGCAUCGAAAAGUCGGGCUAACAACAAACGAGAGCAAUUUCACGGUCUCCCAAGAAGUCACAGCUUUCUCAGCUCUGACAACCAGCAACGCUCUUAUGUUUCUUCCAAUGCCUCCCCGCAAUUAUGUCAUGUAUCAUGGUUCUACCGAAUCCAGGACCCUCCGUAAUUUGGAUGCUAGUCCCUGCUCUCCGGGCAUCACCUAGAUGACCGACCCUCUAUUAGCUGGCUGCGACUGGUGUUGAGUAUUAUAUAGCCUUGAUCCUUCUCUGUCACAGUCAGUCAUGACUCUCAUCGGCAGUCUCUGGUGCCUAACGUUGUUGGCCGACACAUCAGCUCUUAUUUCCUUCAAGACUUUGACACCAGUUAGUUCAUCUAGGCUCUUGCAGGUCGGGUUAUUAAACAACACUCACGGUCAUAUUUAUUUUUCUCUCAUUUUUUGCACUUGCCUUGUCCCUUUUCUUUCGAAUUCGCCUGAUCUCUCAAAUCACUCAUCAUGAGCUCGUCGCGCAAGUCGCGGAUUGCUUCGAGCAUGUCCAAUGUCAUGUUCACAAAUGCGGUAUACUUUCCCAACUACCGGAUAUACCAGGGAGAUACACCAGGAAUGCUCAACUACAGUUGUAUCAACCACGUUUACUAUGCAUACGCCAGUGUUUCAGCCGACGGCGGUGUUUUCCUCAGUGAUGAGUGGGCGGAUGCUGGUGCACCUGUUGACGGUGUACAAGGAGGUUUAGGGUCUCUCAUGCACCUCAAGCAGAAGCAUCCCCAUCUUCGAGUUGUUCUGUCAAUCGGGGGCGGCAACUCCUCGGAGAUUUUCCCCCUGGUGGCAUCUAGCACUCUAUUGCGCGACAAUUUUGCUAGAUCUGCUAAGGGCCUUGUUGAAGCAUCGGGUCUGGAUGGAAUCGACAUUGCAUGGGAAUACCCUUGCGAUGUCCAACAAGGCUACGACUUUCUUGCACUUCUAGCAGCUGUCCGCAUUCAUCUACCAGAGGAGCAUUAUGUACUCACCGCUGCACUUCCUGCAGCCAAGUCUAUUUUGCAGUUCCUUGAUUUAAUGGAGAUCGCCGAAUACUUGGACUUUAUCAACUUGAUGGCCUACGAUUUCUUUGGUUCGUGGACUCCAAAGGCUGGGCAUCACGCUCAACUCUAUGCCAUGGACAAAGAAGAAACAUCAGCUUCCUCAGGGGUUUCUUAUCUCAUGUCCAAGGGAUUCCCCCCUAAGAAGAUUCUGCUUGGUAUUCCAACUUUUGGACGAAGCUUCCUUCACUGCACAGGAGCAGGACACAAAUACAAGGGCGUUGGUGGUGCGGAAGAUGGCACGUUUGAGUACAAUCAACUCCCACGCAAGGGGUGCAAAGAGGUUGUCGACAAACGCCAUGUUGCAGCACACUGCACGGGGGCAGAUGGUGGAUUUGUGACGUACGACAACCCGGAUACUGUUAAGAUCAAGGCUGGUUUCUGCAAGCAAAAGGGACUAGGGGGCCUCUUUUACUGGAACGGUCCUGCUGAUUCCAAGGACAAGUCUAGGAGCUUGGUUGCGGCUGGCUUCCGCGCUCUUCAUUCGUCCUGACAAAUCUUUACCGCUCCUUUGACCAUAUCCUGCAUUUUGCAUAGAUGGGAGUGAUACGGCGUUUUUUUUUUUUUUUUUUUUUUUUUUUUUUCAGUAGAUGGGCAUAUACCGGUGUUAUCUGAUCAUAUUCGAUUCAAUUUUCUCUAUUGGGUUCAUGGAAAAGCGUUUACAUUACGAAGGAAUGCUAGGAAAACGGGGAUUCUUCUGGAAAGAGUCAAAAAUAGAGGCAAGGAUAUGCAUCAUGAGAAUAUAUAGACAAUAGACGGGACCGGCGUUUUUUUUUGGGGCAGGGAACAAAGGCACUGGAUGCCUGACUCCCCUCAAACAUAAGCUAAUGACUCACUGCCUAGUUCAUUUGACCUCUUAUCACCUUACAUAGUGAUAUAAGAUGCACAGUGGCCCUCUUUUUCUAUCCAUAGUCGCCCAAGGGUCGAGCUGAUUCAAGGAAGCAAUGGAUAAAAGGCGGUAGGGCAUGUGCGUAUCACAUCAACGGUGAAGUCAGGCUCCAAAGAGACCGUUUUGGGCGACAACGAGGCACCAUGAGGCUAACAAUGUACGUCAGAGUGCAUUGACAUGCAUCCAUACAAUGUAACUCUUCAGUGAUCUGCAGGAAAGUCUUGAGUCAGAGGUCGUACAUUCGGUGACACUUCAAACUGAGGUGGUGUUUUGAGGUUGGAUUUGUCUCUUUGAA